Messenger RNA from Cucumis melo (muskmelon), 2043 nucleotides. RefSeq names its product protein PNS1-like. Gene Ontology annotation, biological process: transmembrane transport. Gene Ontology annotation, molecular function: transmembrane transporter activity. Bases 318 to 1685 code for a protein of 455 amino acids. The transcript has 3 exons. The record is from RefSeq and is a predicted model, not a curated record. Gene Ontology annotation, cellular component: membrane. NCBI's taxonomy places the organism in Eukaryota, Viridiplantae, Streptophyta, Magnoliopsida, Cucurbitales, Cucurbitaceae.
AUGUCACCAUCCCCUCAUGCUGCCACGUCUGCACACCAGCAACCUACAACCAUUUUGACCAAAAUUUUUAAAUUCCAGUUACAUUUUUAUAUAUAUACACAGAGAUUUCCAAGAAAUGAUUAGUUUAACAAGACUUGGAAAAGUUCAAAUCUCAAGAGCAUUGAGUUUUUUAUGUUGAAUCUUGCAGGCCAAGGAUUUUCAAGAACAUUACUUGUUCAUCAACCAAUCCAAAGCACUUCAAGAAUACAUCAGACUUCUACAAACUGCUUCUGUUUUUUUAUGAAUUUUAAGAACUGGUUUCUUCCUGUAAUCUAAAAAUGGAAACCAGAAGACCACCAAAUGUAUUGCAGAAUCAAUCCCUACAAGUUCAAGAAAUAAGAGUUUCAUCUUCAACUCCUAACAAGGUUCAAGAACCCAUCCGUCUGAACAAGCCUGCCGUGGGAUGGAGAAUUUUCAGGUGGCUUUCAAGCUUAAUUUUCAUUGUCCAUUUAUGUCUGGUAGCUGUGUUGGUGAUCUUUUUGACAGUUCGGGGACUUCAGGCGGCUUCUAAAACACAUCAUUUUCACCCAGAAAAGUGGUACCCUCCAUUGUUGGCUUCUACUGGAAGCUCUGGAAUCAUUGGCUUUUUAUGGCAGGCCUUCACCGGUUGUUCUCCUUCUAUGGCUUUGAAGACAGCCUUCUGGUUCAGCCCUGUUCUCUCACUCGCUUCUGGUGUUUUCUUUGUCAUUGUUGGAUCUCGUGGUGGUUUAGCAGCAGGAGUGAUUCUCAUAGUUUGUUCCUUGAUUUUGUCGGUAUAUGUCUGUUGGAUCAAUCACCGUUUGAAUUACGCGACUGAACUUCUAUCACUUUCUACUAAAUAUCCUCCGAAGAACACUUCAAUCUUUGUUUUUGGAUCAAUCAUCAUUGGCAUUCUUUAUGCAUCUUUCUUGGUCAUUGGCAUCGGUGGAGCAAUUGCUCUUAGGUCUGGUUUUACAGCAUUGUUCGUGGCAGCAAUACUGUUGAGCCUAAGCUGGAGUCUGCAGGUCAUCAAAAACAUAGUGCAAGUUACAAUCUCAUGCAUAAAGUACUUGAAUUUCGCAAAGGGUAGUGAAAAGGACAUACGAGCAGCUUUCCACGACACAAUAAAGAAUUCAGUUGGAACUAUUUGUCUUGGCUCAGCCAUCAUCCCCCUUAUUAGCUUCAUUCAGGGAUCUGCACGUUCCAUGAGGCUGGUGGCAGGAGACUCAGAUGAGUUCCUUUUCUCCUGUGCAAACUGCUGCUCGGGAAUGGCUUCAAUGCUGAGAAGCCAUGGAAACAGGUGGGGUUUCGUCCAUGUCGGGGUUUUCAAUAAAGGGAUUGUGCAGGCUUCCUAUGAUACCUGGGAGGCAUUCAAAAGGGCAGAGUUGGAAAUUGUUAUACAUUCUGAUCUCACCGUGUCCUUCUGCGUUCUCUGUGGGGUUUCAAGUGGUGCAAUCUGCAGCAUUAUAAGUGGGAUCUGGGCACUUGUAAUACACAAGAACUACGCAACAGAAUUAGCAAUCUGCGCCUUCCUAAUUGGCUAUUUUCUGUGUCGAAUAGCAAUGGCAUGGCCGCAAGCAUGUGUUUCUGCCUAUUAUGUGGCCUAUGCAGACAAUCCCCAGGAUCCUCGGUUUGGCUCCACCGUGCCGGAGCGGAUUCAAGCCCUUCAGUGGAGAUCGCAAGUUUAAUCAACCACAAAACUUGAAAACAAGUGAAGAAGCAGAUUUAGAUCAUUCCUCAAGUUCUAGUAAGAGACUGGCCUAAAAAAUAGAAGCCUUUCGUGGAGCCCACUGAAACAUAAAUGCCGGCUUUAUUCUUCUUUCUUCCCCCCUUCCCUACAAAUCUUGUUCUUUUGGCUUUCUUUAGCAGAAGUUAGAGAAAAAUUCAGGGUAGAUUUUUUGUUCAAACACAUAAUAAAGCUUCAAAGCUUCAUAACUACUAAAAAGAAUAAAAGAACAAUGAGAUAGAUGUAGUAAUUGUGAAAAAAAUUCCUUGUACUUCAUGUAUUCUGACAUCAUAGUUCAUACAUUCCAUAACUUUCUGUUA